Phycomyces blakesleeanus NRRL 1555(-) is the source of this 435-nucleotide messenger RNA. RefSeq lists its product as hypothetical. NCBI's taxonomy places the organism in Eukaryota, Fungi, Mucoromycota, Mucoromycetes, Mucorales, Phycomycetaceae. The transcript has 5 exons. Bases 1 to 435 code for a protein of 144 amino acids. The record is from RefSeq and is a predicted model, not a curated record.
AUGUCUAAUCAAAACACCUCUUUGAUUAUCGGAGUCCUUGUUUAUCAUUUGAACAGCCUUUUAAGAAAUAAACUUCCUAAAGAGUAUAACACAAUUUCAACAAUUUUGGAUCCAAAAUCUAAAUUUACCAUCACAAAGGGUGGUUAUGAAUUCAAGAUAUAUGUAUGUAGUUUUGGAAGAAAGAGUGAGUUGUACGGUCUUAUAGUCUCGGAGACUUCCUGGGUUGGUCCCGUAAUGUCAAAAGAAAGGAUACAAUUUACAUCUGUAUUGGUUGUAUUCAGUUCAGUUGUUAAUAAGAGCAGGGCAAUUGAAUCCCGUGUAUACCAUGGAAUUGGUAUUAGUAUCCAGGCUGAACUCGUUACUACUGCUAUUGCAUUCCGUUAUAACUGCAGAGUACUUCUGGUUAAGGGUCACUUGUUACCAAUUACCAAUUAG